AUGCAAAUUAUUUGUUUCAUUACUUACGUUAAGCAGUACUGCAAGCUGUUCCCCACGCCUCAGGCACUACUUCUCUUCACCACUGUCUACACCCUGUUUACCGCCGAUGCCGAGAACAAGAGGAAUCAGAGUUUUUCUUCCUCUUUCUCUCUCUCUUCCUCCUUCUCUUGGAGAGGUUACACCUUCAUGGCGACGGAGUUGGUCCAACCUGCCAAUGAGUCGCUAUAA
Molecule: messenger RNA, 228 nt
Organism: Echinococcus granulosus
Lineage: Eukaryota; Metazoa; Platyhelminthes; Cestoda; Cyclophyllidea; Taeniidae
Exons: 2
Coding region: 1-228 (75 amino acids)
Source: RefSeq, a predicted model, not a curated record